Paramecium pentaurelia is the source of this 1792-nucleotide messenger RNA. Lineage: Eukaryota; Ciliophora; Oligohymenophorea; Peniculida; Parameciidae. The record is from the annotation of a GenBank genome assembly.
AUGAGAUUUCUAAUUGUAAAUGGUUUCAAUGCGACACAAAUAAAUGCAAGAAUAUUCGAUCAUUUUAGAACAAGCAUCCAAUAAGUUAAGUUUUUAAAUAUGUAGAUGAUAUCCUCCUAAAGAGAAGUUGCAGAUACUGAAUGUGAAUAUCACAUAAGAGAUCGUCAUUCCUUGGAUGAUUUCCUCUAUGAACCAGAGACUAGUUUGAUUAGAAUGGAAUACGGUCUUAAAUUUGAUUCACUUGAUAUAGUCUUUAUUAUUGCAUCACCUAAUUAAAAACCAUGGCAUCCAAACAUGAAGAAAGUAAUAAAAUUUCUUAUUUAAGGUUAUUACUCUCAUAAGAAUGUGUUUAAAAACUAAGAAAUUACUAUUCACUACUUCUUUUGGAGCUUAAGCAAUUGCUUAUCUUUGUUCAACAAAUUUCUCUGUGGUAAUAAAUAUAUCAAUCUUAGCAUGCUAAUAUCACUAACAAUCAUGGAGAUGGUUGUAAAUUAGUCGACUUUCCUAAAUAUACUUUAUAAGCACUAAAAAAUGGACCAAAUGAAUACUUUCUAGAUUCCACUACUGGAGAUCUUUAUCUAUAUAGUAAAGUUACAGAUGAGUGGUUACCCAAAGCUAAUACUGGUCUACAUAAUAGAAGAGAUGCCAUGGAAUAUUAAUCUAUAGGUAGAUUCGUUGUCAAAUCUCCUACUUAUAAACCUAAGUAAAAUAUAUUGGCUAAUUAAAAUGAAAUGCUUUGUUCAAUCAAGAAAUAAUUCUUACAUCAUUGGCUCUUUAAAGGAGUAUAAAUGGAAUUCCCAGUCAAUUUAAUACAUCAAUGGGACAUUCAUGCUAUCACCUUUACAAAUCCAGAUAGAGUAUAUCUUUUUAUUAAAAAAAUCUAGAAAUUCUUGGCCUUAGCUGAAAAUAAUUUAAGAGGACCAUUGAUUAUAGAAAGUGACAAUAUUAUUGCAACUAUGUUUGAAUUAGAAUCUAAAUAAAAAGAUACUAUGAAAAUAUUAUCAAAUUUCAUUGAUAAUGCUGUUAAAUUAAUAAGAUUCAACAACACAUAUAAUUCUGUUAGCAUUACUAAUGAAAAAUACUUCUCUGUUAAUAAGGGAUUAGAUAAUAUAGAAAUUGUAUUCUAAUAAAAAAAGAAAAUCUCUAAUCUCAAUCCAGAAGAUUUACUCAAAAAAUAAUAAAAAAAUUUCAUGCUUGAAUAUAGAAAAUUAUUGAAUAAUGCAAUCUAAGAAACAGAACGUGAUAAAAUAUUCCAUGUUGGUUUCUCUGUUAAAAAAGAUCGAUUACCAGAGUAUUACUUUAUUAAUAUAGUUUUGUUUAGCAAAAUAAUAUUCAAGAUAAAAAUUACAAAGUUGUUAGAAGAAAAUCAUUUUAAUUGAAGAAAGCCUAAUUCUUAAGACAAUAAAGUCAAAUCAAUAUUGGAGGAGAUGAUGAAUAAUAGAUUAGAGAUUUGUAAGAUGAAUCUCCAAGAAGAAAGUUACCAUUUUCAAAUGUUGUUACUACAGCAAGUACAAAUAAAAGACUUCAUUCUAAAAUGAAUUCUCAUCCUAAAACACCAUUAACCAUUGAAAAUGAAGACAUUCAUCCAUAAGACCCUGAUUUUUAAACUUUGUGUCAAUCUACAGCCAGAAAAAUAUUACAUCCAACCUUAGAAGAUGAAUUUCUUGGAUCUAAAAAGAUAUGGGUUCCUGGUUAUCUAUCAAAAGAUAGAUUUAAAGUAGCAAAUACUCCUGGGACUCAACGUUCAAUGAGAACAUAAAUUCUGAGAAAUCAUACAGAGUCCUUAGUAUGA